Bombyx mori (domestic silkworm) is the source of this 4701-nucleotide messenger RNA. It is a transcript of the gene path, whose product is annotated as proton-coupled amino acid transporter-like protein pathetic. The transcript is spliced from 9 exons. Gene Ontology annotation, molecular function: L-amino acid transmembrane transporter activity. Gene Ontology annotation, biological process: amino acid transmembrane transport. Bases 532 to 1926 code for a protein of 464 amino acids. The record is from RefSeq and is a predicted model, not a curated record. NCBI's taxonomy places the organism in Eukaryota, Metazoa, Arthropoda, Insecta, Lepidoptera, Bombycidae.
GUACAGCAGUCUCUAUUCGUUCGCCUGCCUAAUAAGGAAAUAAACAAACAAUUAGGAAUAUUGAUUAACUGUAAAAAAUAUAAAAAAAACGUUUUAAACAAGUAAACUGCAUAGCGGAAGCUCGCUUGAUAUCUUUCCACAAUUACAAUAAGAGCGUUAUCUUUAGAUAGAUUACUGGAUGUGUAGUAUUGGUUUGGCGUUGCGGUAUGGCUGUUUGCAAUCGGCGGGGUAAAAAAAUAAUGGUAUGACGGAUGCCAUGGCGUGUACCGUAUACUCUCUGACGCAACAAUCGGUCUCGCUUAAGCCAUGCGUGCUGCGUACGUUUGCUGUGACUCGCUGGCCGCUUUUCGUUCAUUCCGUUUUUAACACGCGAGCGGGUCGCACGCUCGCAUUUCGCUAAAAUUAAAACACGUGGCUGAUGCUUGGAACCAAAACGUAACCUAAAAGUUGAACCGUCACCCGCUCUAUUAUAAAACAGAUAAAUAACCUAACCUAAGGUUUACCGGAAAGUCUAUCGAUCAGCGUUGCAAAAUGGUGAACGAACCAAAUGGCGCCAUUCCAGCGCCACAGGAGUUGGAAACAUUUAUAUCUCCGGAUGAAAAGAACAAAGAAAAGAUUGUUAGCAAAUAUAACAUGACGAAAGAUGCGGAGUCAGGAGACUUUGAUCCGUUCACCGAAAGGAAGUUGGACACUCCUACUUCGAAUAUGGACACUCUAACACACUUAUUGAAGGCUUCCCUGGGUACUGGAAUCUUAGCCAUGCCCAAAGCCUUCAAGGCAGCCGGAUUGAUCAAUGGAAUACUCUUCACGGUUAUCGUGGCCGUCGUCUGCACUCACUGCUCGUAUAUACUUGUUAAAUGUGCCCACGUUUUGUACAAGAAGACGAAAAAAACUCAGAUGUCCUUUGCGGAAGUGGGCGAGGCGGCUUUGGAUAACGGUCCACAGCCGUUAAGAAAAUGGGCGAAUGCUUUCAGGAUAUUCAUCGUCAUUAGUCUCUUUAUAACGUACUUUGGGACGUGCUCCGUCUAUACGGUCAUAAUAGCACGAAACAUUUUACAGAUAAUUCAGUUCUACUGCGGCGAUAUUAUCAAUGAACGUUUUCUCAUUAUAAUAUUACUGGUCCCACUUAUUCUCAUGGCCUGGAUUCGAAAUCUCAAGUACUUAGCUCCUGUGUCAAUGAUCGCGAAUUUAUUCAUGGCUGUGGGUCUAGGGAUCACCCUUUACUACUUAGUAGGUACUGGACAACUGCAAUACGAUAAGAUCAAGGACAUGCUCUUCAAACAUCCCAGCGAAUGGCCCGAAUUCUUUUCGCUCACAAUUUUCGCAAUGGAAGCCAUCGGAGUUGUGAUGCCUCUCGAAAACUCAAUGAAGACCCCUCGUGCGAUGCUCGGUAUCUGCGGUGUAUUGAACAAAGGCAUGUCCGGUGUUACACUAGUCUACAUUCUUCUUGGCUUCCUCGGCUACCUGCGGUUCGGAGAAGAAGUCCAAGAUUCCAUCACUCUUAGUUUAGGGGACGCGAUCCCUGCUCAAAUAGUAAAACUGUCUAUAGCCAUUGCAGUAUACUGCACUUUUGGCCUGCAGUUCUUCGUGUGCAUUGAUAUUAUGUGGAACGGUAUUAAGGAUAAAUUCACGAAACGACCGGAGCUCGCCGAUUACAUCAUGAGAACGAUUAUGGUCACGGUGUGCGUGUCGAUUGCCGCGGCCGUUCCCCAGAUUAGUCCUUUGAUGGGAGUCAUUGGCGCAUUCUGUUUCUCCAUCCUCGGUCUUAUCGCACCAGCAAUGAUUGAAGUCAUUACGUAUUGGGAACCGGGAGUCGGCCCAGGAAAGUAUUUGAUCUGGAAAAACAUUCUAGUGGUUAUUUUUGGUACAUUCUCCUUAGUUUUUGGUACUAAAGACGCCAUACUUGCAAUUUUAAAAGACUUCUAAAAUUAUAAAUAGCCCUAAACCAAAUUAAGGAAUAAUCUUCAAAGAUUAUUGUGAUAGGAAAAGCGUGGCUUACAGUGUAACUAUUAGUUAAUAAAACACUAUGUUUAUUCAAUAAAUUAGAUGUGGUCUUUCCACGUAAAACGGCACCAAUAUUUUAAAUCUAGGAUCUAGCAUAAAAAUAUUUUGUCCGGAUAAAAUAAAAUGAGAUCACUGCGUCCUCGCCCUAACGACUUCUUCAUCCGUCCGUAGAAGUAUGAAAACUUACCUUUUAUCCAACUCAAAUUCCCACCAAUUUCGAUCCUGACUCCUGAUCUGGCCCAUUCCCUAGAGAGUUCAAGUUAGACAGGCGGGAUGCGUUAUGAAAUUGUAGCCGAAACAAACGAUUGAUUUGUUCCAAUCCCACCUAUCAGGAAUGUGGGCAAGAAGAAAAAUUCAGAUUUACAUUGACCAAGUGCUUAAAGGUUUACUUAUGAACCAAUUUUGUUAGUUCAUGAAUUAUAUUUAGCUUGUGCCACUGAGGUGUAACAACGAUGGGACCAGAUUCUGCGAAAAUUUGGUCUGUUAAGUUAAAUUUUUACGAUUUGUUCCUGUAAACAACUAAAGUUUAUAGGAGUCUUAUAAGAGAACGCAAAAUAAAUAAUGAAAUUCAAUUACAUUCCCGUACCAGGAAUUGAGAGUGAAUGUUUUGAUUGAAGAUUUAGAUGUUUAAGGCUUCGCGUUUACUUCACAUAUUGGUUCGCAUUCGUUGGUUUAUCUGUGAAAAGAUUUUCUUUGUAGCCAAUAGGAUUACUUAAUUGUAUUAGAAAAAAGUAUUAAAAUAUCGAAAUGUCAAAAGUUUCACCAAUACAAUCGCGUCAAUAAUGUUAAUUUUUUUUGCACUGCCUAAAUUAGCGAAACUCCACACUAAAUUAUUAACAUUACUUCACAUGAAACGAUGUAUGAAUAAGUAAUCAAAGUUGCAUUUAAAUAUUUUAUGUUUUGAAAAUUUAUUUAUUAAAUAAAUUAAAAUUAUUCAAAUAUCUUGUAUUGUAUUCAAAUAUAAAUAGGUAUAUAAGUAUGCAGUACAUAUUAUUGUGUAAUGUUACAAAAUAAAAAGAAAACACUUGAAUGGUAACUUUGAACCACAGUCGAGGUGAAUAAUCACAAAAAUAUUGUACUGAAUCAAAUAUUACAAUAACUUAAUAAUAAUAAAAAUGAAAAUGCUCCUUCGACUAUGGUCAUCAUAUUUAUUGUGAUAAAAGACAUCGAAAGAUCAGAAGAAAUCCUUGUGAUAAAUACUAACGACCAAAGUUUUUAAAGUAGUGUUUAUCUAAGUCUUACAAUGCAAUUUGAAUACAAUUGCAAUAUACAGAGUGUAGCAAAAACCUUAUCCGACCGUGAAAUAUUUACUCAACAUCGAAAUGUUUACUGCGUUGUAGAACAACAACAAAAAAAGCUGGAGGAAAUAAAACUAAAAACUAUGAAUUUACGAGUGCAAUCAUAACGAGAACCUUUAGAACCAUGAUAAAAAUAUGCUUUUGAUGCCGUCCAAUUCAGUUCACUUAAUGAAAUGGUUCAUGUAAUGUAACAAUUCUUAAACUGGCCUAAGUGUCUAUAGGGGAGCUAAUUCUAGCUAUAAAAAUGCUUAGUCUCUAUUAAAACAUUAAUGGAAUUUAAGCUUCUUCUAAGAAACUUGUUUUUUAUUAGUGUUCUAUUUAGGAAAUUACGAAUUGAUGCUCUAAAUAUUGAUUUAGAGGGAACAAUAGAGAGAUAACGAUGUUUCUUGAUCGUUUCUAAGGGUCAAAAAUAUUAUAUAGUGUAAAAACACACUAUAUACCUAACUUGAUCAGUUAAUUUUGAAAUUCAACGUUUAAAAAGAGUUUUAUCAUUUCCUCUAAUAUUAGUUCAGUAUCUGCAACCAAACUAUGUAUAACGCAAUUCAAGCUAAUCUAUUUUAGUUUUUAAAGCACAACAAAACCGUGUUAAUUGCAUAGACCAGUGAUUCUCAACCACUGUUCCGCGGCACUUUUGUGUGCCGCCAAAUUUCAAAAGUGUACCGCCAAAUUUUGCGAAUAUAUAUAAUAAUGUUAAUAUUAUUAAAUUAUAUCAUUUUAAAAGAAAAAUACUUUAAAAUUCAAUAUAUAUUUAAAUCCACAAAAAAAAUAUAGUAUAUUUUAGUUUAUUUUGUAUAUUAAAAUAAAUAUAUUAAAAUUUUUUGAUAAACUAUUUAUGCAAUGUGUAGUAGGUAAAUAAUUUUUAUCAUUUUUUUUUGUGUGCCGCCAAAUUUUGAAAUCGUUAAAUAUGUGCCGCAACAAAAAAAAGGUUGAGAAUCACUGGCAUAGACCUAUAUAUAGGUUUUAUACUUCAGUGGUUAAGUGAAGCUUUCUGUAUCCCCUUUCUGUAUUCCCUUAGACAUACCUACUGAUAUCGUAAGUCAGUUUGAGGGUCUUGUAAUUGUUAAUGGAAGGAAUUUAACAAUGUCAUUGUGCUUUAACGGUACUAUGGAAGUGAAUUAUAGUUUUUGUUACACUCUGUCUUUCAAUGAAAUAUGUUUAAGAGAUUUUGGUACAACUCCUGUGUUAGAUAUCAACAGCCCUCAUAAUUUUCAAAUACGAAGUUGAGGAAGUUCCUAUUAAAUAAUUGUUUGUAUUACAUUAUAUAAUUAGUGUUAUUUUUUUUUUGUUUACCAUUCAUAAUAAUAAUUGGGCACACCGAACAUUUUAUGUAUUGAUAUAUUUAAUAUUAUUUAUAUGUGUGUAUGAAAUUUGUAUCAGAAAUUAUACAAUUUACAAGCUA